Cajanus cajan (pigeon pea) is the source of this 1837-nucleotide messenger RNA. Its product is annotated as hydroxymethylglutaryl-CoA lyase, mitochondrial. Lineage: Eukaryota; Viridiplantae; Streptophyta; Magnoliopsida; Fabales; Fabaceae. Gene Ontology annotation, molecular function: hydroxymethylglutaryl-CoA lyase activity. The record is from RefSeq and is a predicted model, not a curated record. Gene Ontology annotation, biological process: ketone body biosynthetic process; L-leucine catabolic process. Gene Ontology annotation, cellular component: mitochondrion.
CACCAACCAAACCAAAUACUUUAAUACUAUUAAUUAAACGUUUCCUUCAACUUCUUCUUCUUUAUUAUAUUUGUGCUUUCCGUAAAUAUCACGAAAUUCGAUUUCCCCCAAUUUCUAGGGUUUCUGUGAAACCCUAUCUCGUUGCGAUUAUUCCUCCAAACUUUGCCUUGUUUAAGUUCCUUUUGAUCAUCCAGAUCACCAUGUCAAGUUUGGAGGAGCCACUUGGCCUUGACAAGUUGCCAAGCAUGAAUACCAUAGAUAGAAUCCAGAGGUUCUCAUCUGGUGCUUGCCGUCCCAGAGGAGAUAAUUUGGGUAUGGGAAACUGCUGGAUUGAAGGACGAAUCUGCAGCACAUCGAACAGCUGCAAUGAAGACAACGAGGAAUAUACAACAGAGACAUUCCCAUGGAGAAGGCAAACAAGGGACCUGUCCCGAGUUGACUCUUUCAGUCAAAAGACUAUGACCAUGGGGUGGAACUCGAUGAAAUGUGGAAUGAUUGAUAAUUCACUUUACGCCUCAGAUUACCAGUAUAGUCCAAAGUGCAAUAACAAAAAUAUACAGGAUAUGGCAUAUAAGUUUAUGAAAGGUAUACCAAAAUUUGUAAAGAUAGUAGAAGUUGGUCCAAGGGAUGGACUACAAAAUGAGAAAAACAUUGUACCAACCGAUGUAAAGAUUGAAUUGAUUCAUAGAUUGGCAUCUUCUGGGUUAUCUGUUGUUGAAGCUACUAGUUUUGUAUCUCCCAAAUGGGUCCCACAGUUGGCAGAUGCGAAGGAUGUAAUGCAAGCAGUUCAGAACCUGGGAGGCAUUAGAUUGCCAGUUCUGACUCCUAAUUUGAAGGGUUUUGAAGCUGCUAUAGCAGCCGGUGCUAGAGAAGUAGCUGUUUUUGCAUCAGCUUCUGAAUCAUUCUCGAAAUCAAAUAUUAAUUGUAGUAUUGAAGAGAGUCUCGCUCGCUAUCGAGCUGUUACUCUUGCUGCUAAAGAGCUUUCAAUUCCUGUUCGAGGGUAUGUAUCAUGCGUUGUUGGAUGCCCAGUGGAAGGGUCAAUCCCUCCGUCAAUAGUAGCAUACGUAGCUAAAGAAUUAUAUGAUAUGGGUUGCUUCGAAAUCUCUCUUGGGGAUACAAUUGGAGUUGGUACUCCAGGAACUGUAGUUCCAAUGCUUUUGGCUGUAAUGGAUGUUGUGCCAGUGGAGAAGCUUGCUGUCCACUUCCAUGACACUUACGGACAAUCCCUUCCAAAUAUUCUUGUGUCCCUCCAAAUGGGGAUAAGUGCAGUGGAUUCUUCAGUUUCUGGUCUAGGUGGCUGUCCAUAUGCUAAGGGAGCUUCAGGAAAUGUAGCUACCGAAGAUGUUGUGUACAUGCUGAAUGGACUUGGUGUCAAAACCAACGUUGAUCUUGGAAAGCUCAUGUCAGCUGGUGACUUCAUCAGCAAGCAUCUGGGGCGUCCAUCUGGCUCAAAAACUGCGGUUGCCUUUAGCCGAGUCACAGCUGAUGCUUCCAAGAUAUGAUAGUAUGUUCUGCCACAAAAAGUUAUAUAUUUAGAUGCUUCAAGCAAUGAGAACACACUCCAUUCUAUGUUUCAUCCUUUCCCCCCAUAAUCAUAGAGAAGGAAUAAAGUUCCCACUCACGUUGAUGAGCUGGGAAGGAAGAAGUAAUGCAUGUAAUCUGCCAUAGCAAGUGCAAGUGCAAGUGCAAGCUUCUCAUUUGAGUAUAAGCUUGCCAUUUUUAUCCCUAUUUUUUUGUUGAGUUUGACAUCAUUCAUCCAUUGUGCAUGAUAUUUAGUCAUACUACGAGUGACUCGUAUAAUUCUGAAAAGAUCAAAGAAAAUAUUAUUUACACUUAA